GUUAAAAAAGGAGGUCUGGCUUCAGGAGUAAGAUAAAUUCUCUAGAUGUUGUCCUUGUGAAGAGAGAGAGAAGACAUAGUAUGGUGAAGCCAUUUGCCAUUUUUUGCCUGUAAAAUUCAAAACCAAGGAGAGCAGCGUACUGGUCUUGACGUGGUCUCCUACAGAGUCCCUGUGCCCCUUCUGGAAAGGGCAGUAUCUGCUUAGGAGCUGACCAGAAUGAUGAUCAAGGAGAGUUCUCUGCGGAGGGACCCAGACUUGGGAGGGGAGCUAGCUUUCCUUGCGAAGGGCUGUGAUUUUGUUCUUCCGUCUCGAUUCAAGAGGAGGCUGAAGUCAUUCCAGCAGGCCCAGGUUCAAAGUAAACAAGAGAAGAAACCUGGGACUUCAUCCCCAGUCCCUUUGAAGUCUGCAGUUAGCCCUUGCACUCUUCUGCCUGUGAAUAAAGCCACCAGCAGUACUCCUUUGUCCAUAAACAUUCCACGUUUCUACUUCCCUAAAGGACUUCCAAAUGUCUGCGCUAAUCAUGAAGAAAUCAUUGCCAGGAUUGAAGAAGCCUUCACAGAAUUUGAAGAUGAGAAAGCAAACAUCUGUGAAAUGGGGAAAAUUGCUAAGAUAUGUGGCUGCCCACUCUACUGGAAAGCACCGAUGUUCAAUGCAUCAGGAGGAGAAAGGACAGGAUGUGUAUCUGUACACUCAUUUGUAUCUAUGUGGAGAAAAAUCCUCUGUAACUGCCAUGAUGAUGCGUCCAGAUUCACAUACCUUUUAGCGAAGCCUAGCUGUGACUACCUACAACAUGAGGACUUCAUCCCACUGCUUCAGGAUGUGGUGGAAACGCAUCCUGGUCUGACGUUCCUGAAGGAUGCUCCGGAGUUCCAUUCCCGGUAUAUUACGACGGUUAUACAGAGAAUAUUCUACACAGUCAAUCGAUCCUGGUCUGGGAAGAUCACUCUAACAGAGCUGAGGAAAAGCAACUUCUUGCAAACUCUUGCUCUCUUGGAAGAAGAGGAUGACAUAAAUCAGAUCACAGAUUAUUUCUCUUAUGAGCACUUCUAUGUUAUAUACUGUAAAUUCUGGGAGCUGGACACUGACCAUGAUCUUUACAUCAGCCAGAAGGAUCUGGCUAGGUACAGUGAUCAAGCAUUAUCAAACAGGAUUAUCGAGCGAAUAUUCAGCGGCGCUGUGGUGAGAGGCAAUGAAGUUCAAAAGGAAGGCCGCAUGAGUUAUGCCGAUUUUGUGUGGCUCCUGAUUUCGGAGGAAGACAAAAGGAGUGCUACAAGCAUUGAGUACUGGUUUCGAUGCAUGGACCUGGAUGGGGAUGGAGUGCUCUCCAUGUAUGAACUGGAGUACUUCUAUGAGGAGCAGUGUGAGCGGAUGGAAGUGAUGGGCAUAGAACCACUGCCAUUUCAUGACUUGCUGUGUCAGAUGCUUGAUCUCGUUAAGCCAGAGAGGGAAGGAAGAGUAACCCUGCGAGACCUGAAGAGGUGCAGAAUGGCUCACGUAUUCUACAACACCUUCUUUAAUUUAGAGAAAUAUCUGGACAAUGAACAGAGGGAUCCCUUUGCAGUGCAAAAGGACACUGAAAAUGAUGGCCCUGAACCCUCUGACUGGGACAGAUAUGCUGCUGAAGAGUACGAGAUUCUUGUGGCCGAGGAGUCUGGGAAUGAACAGUUACAAGAAGGAUCAUUUGAAGACGACUAUGACACGGAUGAAGUCUUAUCUCCCCCUGAAACCGGAGGCAAGUCAGACAAACUAGUUAUCUCUGAUCUCUCAGCAUAGAGGAGCAGAAGACGUUUAAUCAGUAUCUUUCAAACUGGAUAGCUUUCAGUUCCAAGACACUUAGGGAUUUUUCUUAAGUCCAUCAUUGGAGCGAUGUGUUUUAUUUUGUACACUGUAACUUGAGAACCCUUUCUCUCUCCCUGUGUAAUUGCAAUAAGGUAAUUUCUAUAAAAAGGCUUUUUACAAUGUGUUAUCGUGCACGCUCAUUAAAAAGUGGUGAUU
This is a messenger RNA of Eurypyga helias (sunbittern), 1995 nucleotides long. RefSeq names its product protein phosphatase 2, regulatory subunit B'', alpha (gene PPP2R3A). Gene Ontology annotation, molecular function: calcium ion binding; protein phosphatase regulator activity. Gene Ontology annotation, biological process: protein dephosphorylation. Bases 217 to 1773 code for a protein of 518 amino acids. Lineage: Eukaryota; Metazoa; Chordata; Aves; Eurypygiformes; Eurypygidae. The transcript has 13 exons. The record is from RefSeq and is a predicted model, not a curated record. Gene Ontology annotation, cellular component: protein phosphatase type 2A complex.